UAAGACAACAAGAUUUGCUGUUUUUGUACUAGGAAACUGCAACCUGCCAACUAAUUAUAAACCUGUUUAGUGUUUAACUGUGAAUAUACCUCGGUGAACUCAUAGCUAAAUUUUAGAACUACCUAAAACUAGCAAUUCUAGCUUGCUAACAUGGAAGAGCUUUUCUUGGUCAAGUUGCUGUGUGCAGUAGCAGUGUUGUUAUCAAUAAUUUAUCAGGUUGAUUGUUUCUCUUCUGGUGCACCGGGGGCAGCAUGCAGCAGCCUGUCUCCUGACCCCACCCGUCAUGGAGCACCACCAAACACCAAUUCAGUGCCUUACAACAUUGAUGUUAGUGCCUUUGAUGUGGGAGGCUCGCUCUUUUACGAGCCCGGGAACACUUAUCAAAUCACUCUGCGUGGAAACUCUGGAGAAAUGUUUCGUGGUUUCCUGAUCCAGGGAAGACAACGUGCAGACGAUACUACUGUGCUGGGAUCAUUCACUCAGAUUACUGCAGCCACCACUAGGCUAGGAUCGUGUUCACCUUCCGCGGGAUCAGUGACCCACAACUCAGCAUCAUUCAAAACCAGUGAAACGUUCACAUGGACAGCCCCAGCUGCUGGCUCAGGAAGCAUUUGGUUUGGGUUUGCUGUAGUCCAAGUCAGAGUAAACUAUUGGGCUAACCAAAGGACAGCGGUUAUUGAAGAGCAAGUGCAAGUUAUUGACUGCGGAGCUCUGCCAAAUCCUACCAACGGACAAGUGGUUCUGCCUUCAACAGUGUUGGGGUCUACUGCCACAUACAGCUGUAACACUGGGUUCGAUCUAGUCGGGGCUUCCACUAGAAUCUGUCAGGCCGACUCCACCUGGUCCGGGGCAGAACCAUCCUGUCAGAUCGUUGACUGCGGAGCUUUGCCAAAUCCUACCAACGGACAAGUGGUUCUGUUUUCAACUGUGUUGGGGUCUACUGCCACAUACAGUUGUAACACUGGGUUCGAUCUAGUUGGUUUUGCCACUAGAUUCUGUCAGGCCGACUCCACCUGGUCCGGGGCAGAACCAUCCUGUCAGAUUAUUGACUGUGGAGUUCUGCCAAAUCCUACCAACGGACAAGUGGUUCUGCCUUCAACAGUGUUGGGGUCUACUGCCACAUACAGCUGUAACACUGGGUUCGAUCUAGUCGGGGCUUCCACUAGAAUCUGUCAGGCCGACUCCACCUGGUCCGGGGCAGAACCAUCCUGUCAGAUUGUUGACUGCGGAGCUCUGCCAAAUCCUGCCAAUGGACAAGUGGUUCUGUUUUCAACAGUGUUGGGGUCUAUUGCCACAUACAGCUGCAACACUGGGUUUGAUCUAGUCGGGGCUUCCACUAGAAUCUGUCAGGCCGACUCCACCUGGUCCGGGGCAGAACCAUCCUGUCAGAUUGUUGACUGCGGAGCUCUGCCAAAUCCUGCCAAUGGACAAGUGGUUCUGUUUUCAACAGUGUUGGGGUCUAUUUCCACAUACAGCUGCAACACUGGGUUCGAUCUAGUCGGGGCUUCCACUAGAAUCUGUCAGGCUGACUCCACCUGGUCCGGGGCAGAACCAUCAUGUCAGAUUGUUGCCAUUGUUGACUGCGGAGCUCUGCCAAAUCCUACCAACGGACAAGUGGUUCUGUUUUCAACAGUGUUGGGGUCUAUUGCCACAUACAGCUGUAACACUGGGUUCGAUCUAGUUGGGGCUUCCACUAGAAUCUGUCAGGCCGACUCCACCUGGUCCGGGGCAGAACCAUCCUGUCAGAUUGUUGACUGCGGAGCUCUGCCAAAUCCUGCCAAUGGACAAGUGGUUCUGUUUUCAACAGUGUUGGGGUCUACUGCCACAUACAGCUGCAACACUGGGUUCGAUCUAGUUGGUUUCACCACUAGAUUCUGUCAAGCCGACUCCACCUGGUCCGGGGCAGAACCAUCCUGUCAGAUUGUUGACUGCGGAGCUCUGCCAAAUCCUGCCAAUGGACAAGUGGUUCUGUUUUCAACAGUGUUGGGGUCUAUUGCCACAUACAGCUGCAACACUGGGUUCGAUCUAGUCGGGGCUUCCACUAGAAUCUGUCAGGCCGACUCCACCUGGUCCGGGGCAGAACCAUCCUGUCAGAUUUUAGAAAUUGCUGUGGAACUUUCCAGUUCAGUGUACUUCUCUGAGGAAGGUGACAGUUUUGUCACUAUCACCAUCACAAAGUCGGCUGUGACUGCCAUGGACAUUGAUGUGAUCAUUUUACUCAGGGACGAAUCUGCAUUGGGUGGUCUUGACUAUGGGCCAUUCCCUGAUGCGGAGGUCAGCAUCACUCACACGCUAGCAGCUACAAGCACUGAGUCUCAGUUUGGCAUUCAGAUCAGAGAAGACUCGAUCGUAGAGGAAACAGAGUCCUUCUCUGUGGAACUGAUGUUGCCCUCUGCCAGCCAGCCAGAUAUCGUGAUUGGGACCAUCAACAGAGCUACUGUCUUCAUUGAGGACAAUGAUAGGAGGAUUGGCCUAGGCGACGAUCCUCACUAUAGCAUCCUGUUACCCAAUGGUCAGUUGCUCUGCUACUCAGUACAGGGUGAACACAACUUCACCUUUAACCUCAUCAGUAACAGUAUCCUUCAAAUGAAUGCUCUCUUCGUACCAGACAAAGUUAGGGAGGAAGUUACGUGGAUUGGCGGGUUGGGAUUGGUCGUGAAACACUCUGCCUACAAAGACUCCACUGUUACCAGGAUGAGGUUUGCACUGGAAGGAAAAAUGCUCUAUAUCGGUGAUAAAGUGAAACUGAGCGUUAAGAAUGUGGAAAGGAUUUCACUGAGUGGAGGCAAGCUUACUGUGUCGGAGGCUGAUAGUGAUGUACAGGUCCCUGAAGUGAAGGUGGAACUGAAAGAUGUUGGUUUGAGCUUUUUUGUGCGAUAUAUGAGCAACCAUCUUGACAUGAUCUGGGACUCUGUGGCCACUCAGCCCAAAGACUCUCAUGGAAUGAUUGGCCAAUUCUUCCGUCCUGGUGUGGACAUAGACGAGGUUCGUCGCAUGCUGGUCCUCCCCACCCUCGAUCCUGUCCCAGUGAUGCGUCGUCCUGUCUGGGCCUUCAUGGAGCGGGAGGAGAAAGAUGACCAACUGUGCUGGACCGCCAUGAACCCCGGCUACCAGGGAAAGGGUCUCCUGGAGGGUCACUACUUUGACUAUUUGGUGGAUGAUGUGCUGUCUAGUGAGUUCAAGUUUGCACCAUAGCCCUAGUUUAAGCAACUGAAUAAGUGACAAGUAUCUAAUUUUAACCUCAUUGUUUCUCAAAUAUUAAACCUAUUAUUACGUUCAAUUGAACUAGUACUCAGUUGUGUAUUUUUAUUGCAAUCACGUGUAACAAUUGUGACAUAUAUAAUUAUUCUAUAAUAGUUGACAACUCUCGA
This is a messenger RNA of Halichondria panicea, 3371 nucleotides long. Its product is annotated as sushi, von Willebrand factor type A, EGF and pentraxin domain-containing protein 1-like. The record is from RefSeq and is a predicted model, not a curated record. The transcript has 17 exons. The coding region runs from base 151 to 3195 and encodes 1014 amino acids. Gene Ontology annotation, biological process: cell communication. Lineage: Eukaryota; Metazoa; Porifera; Demospongiae; Suberitida; Halichondriidae. Gene Ontology annotation, cellular component: membrane.